ACCUGGGACACUCGAGGAGGCACACGAGGGGAAAAGCAGACGGGUGUCUCGCGCCACCGCCUCUCCUGAGGGCGCGUAUUGAUCAGAAUGUCAGACAAGCUCAAGGAACGCAAAAGAACCCCCGUUUCCCACAAAGUGAUAGAAAAGCGGAGGAGAGACCGGAUUAACCGCUGUUUGAACGAGCUGGGCAAGACGGUGCCCAUGGCCCUGGCGAAGCAGAGUUCUGGGAAGCUGGAGAAGGCAGAGAUCCUCGAGAUGACCGUGCAGUACCUGAGAGCCCUGCACUCCGCCGAUUUUCCCCGGGGAAGGGAAAAAGAGUUGCUAGCAGAGUUUGCCAACUACUUCCACUACGGCUACCAUGAGUGCAUGAAGAACCUAGUGCAUUACCUCACCACCGUGGAGCGGAUGGAGACCAAGGACACCAAGUACGCCCGCAUCCUCGCCUUCUUACAGUCCAAGGCCCGCUUGGGCACCGAGCCCGCCUUCCAGCCGCUGGGUUCGCUCCCGGAGCCGGAUUUCUCUUACCAGCUGCACCCAGCGGGGCCCGAGUUGGCGGGCCACAGCCCGAGUGAGGCGUCCGUGUUCCCGCAGGGCGCGGCGCCGGGGCCCUUCGCCUGGCCGCACGGCGCGGCCCGCAGCCCCGCGCUGCCCUACCUGCCCAGCGCGCCCGUGCCGCUCCCGAGCCCCGCGCAGCAGCACAGCGCCUUCCUGACGCCCGGGCAGGGCCUGGACCGCCACUACCUGAACCUCAUCGGCCACACGCACCCCAGCGCCCUAAACCUGCACGCGCCCCAGCACCCCCCGGUGCUCUGACGCCGACAAAUCCCGCAGACUGCUCUGCGCU
Cervus elaphus (red deer) is the source of this 844-nucleotide messenger RNA. RefSeq names its product helt bHLH transcription factor (gene HELT). Bases 88 to 813 code for a protein of 241 amino acids. The transcript is spliced from 4 exons. Gene Ontology annotation, cellular component: nucleus. The record is from RefSeq and is a predicted model, not a curated record. Gene Ontology annotation, biological process: regulation of transcription by RNA polymerase II; anterior/posterior pattern specification; regulation of neurogenesis. Gene Ontology annotation, molecular function: RNA polymerase II cis-regulatory region sequence-specific DNA binding; DNA-binding transcription factor activity, RNA polymerase II-specific; protein dimerization activity. Lineage: Eukaryota; Metazoa; Chordata; Mammalia; Artiodactyla; Cervidae.